UCUAAAAAAGUAAUUUUAUUUGCACAAAUUCCACACUGCUUCUUCUUACUUUUCCUUUUUAUUUUCUCCCCCAUCAUUUUAUUUUGUGUCCAAACACACCGCUAUUCUCUCUCCUCUCUUCCAAAUUCAGAUCCCGUUCCAACUCCGCCGUAAGCACCGCCAUGGGCAAUCCACACAUCCCCGGCGAAGACCCGCCGUCUGGCCGCACCAACUUGGCGUCCUGUGUAGUCGCCACAGUAUUCUUAAUCUUCCUCAUCAUCGUCAUCCUAAUCGUCUUCUUUACUGUCUUCAAGCCUCAGGAUCCAAAGAUCGCCGUUUCCGCCGUCCAGUUGCCGUCCUUCUCCGUCACCAGCGGCACUAUCAAUUUCACUUUCUCUCAGUACGUCUCCGUCAAAAACCCUAACAAAGCCUCUUUCUCUCACUACGACAGUUCGCUCCAACUCCUCUACUCCGGUUCUCAAAUUGGAUUUAUGUUCAUUCCCGCCGGUAAAAUCGAAGCCGGUCAGACGCAGUACAUGGCAGCUACCUUCUCUGUCCAGUCAUUCCCCUUGGCUUCUCCAGUUGCCGCCGUUGGAGCUGGGCCUACCUUCUCGGGGGGAAUGAACGGGUACAGAGUCGGACCCAUACUGGAGAUUGAAUCGAAGAUGGAUAUGGCCGGUAGGGUUAGGGUAUUGAACUUUUUCACUCACCAUGUGGAAGCCAUAUCGAGCUGCAGAGUCGCCAUUGCUGUUAGUGAUGGAUCUGUGUUAGGUUUCCAUUGCUAAUUCUUCUUCUUCUUCUUCUUCUUCUUCUUCUGGGAAAUUUGGUCAGUUGGGUGUUCAGAUUCUCAUACUCUUUUAAGUGUAAAAAAAGAAAAAAUCAAAAAGAUCACGAGCUCUCUCUUGAGUAAUUUGUGCAAUUAAAUUACAAAGUGGUUCAUUCUGAUCUUA
Molecule: messenger RNA, 929 nt
Organism: Cucumis melo (muskmelon)
Lineage: Eukaryota; Viridiplantae; Streptophyta; Magnoliopsida; Cucurbitales; Cucurbitaceae
Exons: 1
Coding region: 162-764 (200 amino acids)
Source: RefSeq, a predicted model, not a curated record